Molecule: messenger RNA, 5025 nt
Organism: Mobula hypostoma (lesser devil ray)
Lineage: Eukaryota; Metazoa; Chordata; Chondrichthyes; Myliobatiformes; Myliobatidae
Gene: snx25
Product: sorting nexin 25
Exons: 20
Coding region: 369-3248 (959 amino acids)
Cellular component (GO): endosome
Molecular function (GO): phosphatidylinositol binding
Source: RefSeq, a predicted model, not a curated record
UGGGCCCAGCGUGGUUUGGACCUUGCCCCUUUUAAGAUGUGGUUUCCUUUCCGGAUUGCGUUGACGCUGAGGCACAGGAACUGGCGGAUUGAAAGUGACGGUUCAUCAUUGGUGUCUGUUGGAAAAUAACACCUCGUCCGAUGGAUAUAAUGAAGAAAAAGAGGAAGUUCUUGGACGUGGGCUCAUUCUGUCCUUAUUCCCUCUGAUGGAAGGUAGUUGGGCGACAUCUCAAAGCGUUAGGACUGGAGGUGCCGCGGAUCUAAUCCCCGAGUCGUUGUAAGUGCCUUCUACAUGUUUGCAAGUGUUAUGGACGUGGAUGUGUUUAAGAGAAGGAGCAAGUCAGGCUUGUUUCUGCUGGAGGACAUGCGAUGGUCACUAUGUGUCCUGAUGGCAGACGCGGUUGCUACUUUCUCCUGGCUGGACUUUGCCUCUUCGCAGCUUCUUGCUUCCACUCCGUGGAGGAGUCUUCAUCCCUCUUCGCUUGGCUUCUCGGCAGGCUGCUCUUCUACUUGGCGCUGUCUGUGAGCAGCCUCCUGCUGGGCACUUUCCUAGUACUGGCCAAGCAAAGCAACCUUAAGACGUUACGUUUCCCCAGAGAGGAGAGAUCGUUUGGAGUGUCCCAGCUGUUGCGACAGCUUACGGGCCGCCUGUCAGGCAUUUCAUCUGAACCUGUGCCCACACGAAGAGUAGUUCUUUCACACAAUAUGGACAAAGCACUGAAAGAAGUUUUUGACUAUAGCUAUAGGGACUACAUCCUUUCUUGGUACGCGAAUAUCAGCAAAGAUGAAGGACAUUUGUAUCAGAUGCUUUCAGAGGACUUCUGGGAAAUAGCAAAGCAACUGCGGUCUCGUCUGGGUAACAUUGACAUCGUUAAGGUUGUUUGCAAUGAUGUUGUACGGACUGUACUCACUCACUUCUGUGACCUCAAGGCGGCAAACUCAAGACAAGAGGAGCAGCAGCCAAAACCCUUUCCCCUACAUCCAUGCUUGAAGAGUUUUAAGGAUGAGGACCAAUUCCUGCGAAAAUGCUCACGGGUUCUAGUGCUUUGCCUCUUAACGUCAAAAGAUGUCUCAUCCCGUAGCCUGCAGAUUGUCCUUGCUGAAAUAUUAGCCAUGAAAGUACUAAAACCAAUGGUAGAACUGCUAAGUGACCCUGACUACAUUAAUCGAAUGCUGCUAACCCAGAUGGAACGCAGGGAGCAAGUGAAUGAACAUCACAAGAAGGCCUACACUUAUGCCCCUUCCUAUGAGGAGUUCAUCAAACUUAUCAACGGCAGCUGUGAUGUGGAAUUUUUAAAGCAGCUGAGAUAUCAAAUUGUUGUUGAAAUAAUUCAAGCGACCACAAUCAGCAGUUUGCCACAGAUGAAGAAACCAAAAGAUAGCAAAGGGAAAGAGUCUGCUGCCAUGAAGGCAGACCUGCUGCGCGCUCGCAAUAUGAAAAGGUACAUCAACCAGCUCACUGUUGCCAAGAAGCAGUGUGAGAAACGGUUAAAGCUCCUCGGGGGUCCAGUGUACGGUCAGCAGGAGGAUGGUGAUGAGACUGAUGCACCUUCAAAUCAAAAGAUUCUUCAGCUUGAAGAAAUCUUGUCCAACCCAUCCUAUAGGGAACAUUUCCGUGCCUACAUGGAAAGGAUGGAUAAGCGGGCUCUCGUCAGCUUCUGGGAGUCAGUUGAAUACUUGAAAACUGCAAACAAGACUGAAAUACCUCAACUCGUUGGAGAAAUCUACCAGAACUAUUUUGUGGAAAGCCGUGAAAUUCCAGUGGAGAAGGCACUUUAUAAAGAAAUCCAGCAAAGCCUAGUGGGCAACAAAGGAACUGACGUCUUCAAUAAAAUUCAGAGCAAUGUUUAUGAGACUCUUCAAGACCGGUAUUAUCCAUCAUUCCUUGUAAGUGACUUGUAUGAAAGACUUGUUAGAAAAGAAGAAGAAAAGAGCACUUUACAAUCCAGCCCCAACAACCGCGAUGAUGUGCACCAGGUGUGUGAGAGUGGAGAGGAAAUCCUGGAUGAGGGGAGCAAUGGCAUUAACGAGCAGGCUAGCUAUGCUGUGAACAAAUUGCGACAGCUGAAUGAGAAACUUGAAUACAAGAGACAAGCUCUCGGCUCCAUCCAGAAUUCACCAAAACCUGACAGAAAGAUUGUCACAAAGCUGAAGGAUGAGAUUGCAACAAUGGAGAAAGAACAGAAUGACCUGCAGCAGCACAUUGGCCGCACAGACUGGUGGUGUGAAAACCUUGGCCAGUGGAAAGCCAUUAUCAGCAGCAGUGAGAUUGUGGAAGAGAAUGGUGAACAAAUGUCCUGCUAUUCAAUCAUGGUGCAGCUGAAUCUACCUGAUCCUGAAAAUAACGGCUGGAUUGUUGUUAGGAAGCUCAGCGAGUUCCACACACUACAUAGGAAACUCUGUGAGUGUUUUCCAAUGUUAAAAAAGGCACAACUACCAUCUAUAAGUAAAUUGCCUUUUAAAUCCAUUGAUCAGAAGUUCCUAGACAAGUCCAAAAAUCAGCUGAAUAAUUUUUUACAGAAACUUCUGACGGAUGAGAAACUUUGCCAGAGUGAGGCACUUUAUGGCUUUCUAAGCCCCUCGCCAGAGUACCUUAAAGUUGUUGAUGUGCAAGGGAAGAAGUCAACUUUUUCACUGUCUUCCUUUCUUGAGAGGCUUCCCGGAGAUUUCUUCUCUCAUCAAGAGGAGGAGAUUGAGGAGGACAGUGAUCUCUCAGACUAUGGAGAUGAGGUUGACUGCAAAAGAGACUCCCUUGCUGAACCUUGUUUCAUGCUCAUUGGAGAAAUCUUUGAGCUCAGGGGAAUGUUCAAAUGGGUCAGGAAGACACUUAUUGCUCUCGUACAAGUUACAUUUGGAAGGACAAUCAACAAGCAGAUCCGUGACACCAUCAACUGGAUGGUCAGUGAACAGAUGCUGGUUUGCUACAUCAAUGUCUUUCGAGAUGCAUUCUGGCCAAAUGGGAAAUUAGCAUCCCCUACAGCUGCCAGAACUGAGCAACAACAGUUGGAGACAAAACACAAGGCCCAGCAGAAACUGCUUGAUAACAUUCCAGAUGCACUGCAGAACCUUGUUGGACAGCAGAACGCGCGACAUGGGAUCAUUAAAGUCUUCAGUGCGCUCCAGGAAUCCAGUGCCAACAAGCAUCUCCUCUACACACUGAUGGAGUUGCUGCUGAUUGAGUUAUGUCCAGAACUGCGAAAUCAUUUGGAUGAGCAAAAAGUCUGCCCAACACUAUCGAGCACUUUGUGAAUGAGUAAAAAAUCAUAUUGGGACCCUGCUUUUUUUUAAAUUGAAGUGGAAGCUGCAGACAUUUUUCCAGAGGAACAUGUUGCUGGGAUGUUUUGAUGUUUGUUGUUUCCCCGUGCACACAUGACAGAUGCAGCACUAGGUGAAAUGACUUUGUCUCAACAUGACUGAAUCAAUGCAUAAAGCUAUUUUUUCCCUUUCAAGCUGAUAUCCAGUAGUUUUCUUUAAGUUCAGAUGCCAGUAAUUAAUGUUGUGAGAAACUGAAUAAAUAUUUUUUAAGACAACUUUGAGAAUUGUUUUAUUUUUCUUGGUGGUGCAGAGAUGUGUUGUAUAAGUUGCAAGCACCUCACAGAACAAUUCCGAACAUUCCUUAUCUGUGACCAUUGAGUAGCCUCUGUGUGCAAUAUGUAUGUAGAUCAUUGUGAAUAUUUUAUUGUUAAAUAGAGCUAGAUUUUAUUUUUACCAAAGAUUUCAAUGGUGUAGAUGAUUUAUAAGCAAUAAAUAAUGAAAAAUAACCUAUACUUCUAGUGCAAAGGUCUUUUGUGUUGCGCAAGAUGUUCUGUGAAAUGUCAUUUAUAAUUUGGGUUUUUGCUUUCCUUCAGAUCUGUUUAGAUCUUGAUUGUAAAGAUGUUUCAAUGGCUACUUCAUAUUUCUUAAAACAGGACUGUUCAAGCUGUUGGGUGUGUGAGAGAGAAAGUGACAGCACCUGAGGGGGUCUUGUUCUUGCUAAAUUUUGUGUCCUGCUGAGAAACAUUAAUGAUUUCUGCCCAUUUGCAAGAAGGCUGGCAAUUAGAACCAGCCAUCUGAAGAAUUGAGUACUCAGUCCUGUUCUGUAAGUGUUGAAAAUUAAAUGUAUCACAUCAUCCUCUGCAUUAUAAUAUUUCCAAUUAACCAGAUCUGUGGGUUGCAUGUAAACCACAUAUAUGAUGAUAUUCUAGCUUAAGUUAAGCAUUUGAACAUAGAACAGUACAGGUCCUUCAGCCCAUGACAUAGUGUGAGACUUUGAACCUACUCCACAGUCAGUCUAACCUUUCCUUCCUCAUAGCCCAUGACCCUCCAUUUUCCUUUCAUCUCUGUGCCUAUGUAAAAGUCUCUUAAAUAGUUCGGAUGCAUCAGCCUCUACCACCACUCCAGGCAGCACAUUGCAAGCACCUUCUGCUCUGGCUACAGUAUAUAUUAAAAAAAACUAUAACCUCUAACCUCUCCCCUAAACUUUCCUCCACUCAUCUUAAAAGGAUGUCCUCUGGUAUUAGCCAUCAUUGCCCUGGGAAAAUGAUGCUGGCUGUCCGCUCUAUCUAUGCCUCUUAUAAUCUUUUACACUUCUGUCAAGUUGCCUCUUGUCCUCCUUUGCUCCAAAGAGAAAAGCCCUAGUUUGUUCAGGCUUUCUUUGUAAAACACGUUUGCUAAUCUGGGCAGCGUCCUGGUAAAUCUUCUCUGCAUCUUCUCUGGUUUAGAUGAAUCAAAAACACAAGAUUCUGUAGGUGCUGGAAAUCCACCUGAGAGCAACACACGAAAUGAUGGAGGAACUCAGCAGGUCAGACAGCAUCUAAAGCAGGGAAUAAACAGUCGAUGAUUCGGCCUGAAACAUCGACCUCCAUUUAUUCCAUGCUUUAGAUGCUGCCUAGCCUACUGAGUUCCUUCAGCGUUUUGUAUGUUGCUCUUAGAUGGAUUAAAUUUAGUUUUUGAUGUAUUGAGUCGAAAUAAUUGUAAUACUUACUAUAGUCAAAAGAUGUAUUAAUGCCUAAUUACUGUAUCUACUGUAUUGAGGGAAUAAACUCAA